Messenger RNA from Setaria italica (foxtail millet), 2721 nucleotides. RefSeq lists its product as uncharacterized. Bases 229 to 2418 code for a protein of 729 amino acids. The transcript is spliced from 4 exons. Gene Ontology annotation, biological process: negative regulation of DNA-templated transcription. The record is from RefSeq and is a predicted model, not a curated record. NCBI's taxonomy places the organism in Eukaryota, Viridiplantae, Streptophyta, Magnoliopsida, Poales, Poaceae.
CUCCCUAUCCUCCCGAUCCUCCUCUCUCUAGAAAACAAAACAAAACCGGCAGCAGGAGUGGGGAGAGAGAAAGGAAGAAAAAAAAUUAUCCAUCAUCACUUCGUAGUCCCGCACACAAAUCUCGCGCACGCACGGGGCUGUGGGGGCGGCGCCGGCUCGAUCCGCGGCCGAAACCCUAGGUGGUGGCGGGUGGUGGUGGUGGUGGUGGAGGAGGAGGAUCGGGAGGGGAUGGCGUCGCCGAAGAAGGACGGGGGGUUCCUGACACAGGACCAGCGGGAGAAGCUGCGGAUCGCGGUGCAGAACGCGGAGACGCUCUCGCUCGCCUCCCCGCGCUCGCCCACGGGGGGCUCCACCUCCGCGCUGCUGCAGCAGUACGAGCUGCAGAUGCUGGAGCAGAAGCGCGCCGCCGCCGCCGCCGCGGUGGCCGCGGGUAGGGGCGGGGGCGGGGGAGGAGGGGGAGGCGGAGGCGGAGGCGGGGGACCGAGGCACGUGCGCCGCUCGCAUUCCGGGAAGACCAUCAAGGUGAAGAAAGAUGGUGCUGGUGGCAAAGGGACUUGGGGCAAACUUAUUGAUACUGAUGCAGAAGCCUGCCUUGACCGAAAUGACCCAAACUAUGACAGUGGCGAGGAGCCAUAUGAGUUAGUUGAAGCCCCUGUUACAACCCCACUAGAAGUCUACAAGAAAUCUGUUGUCCCAAUAAUUGAGGAAUAUUUCAGCAAUGGUGAUGUCAAAUUGGCUGCUUCUGAUCUUAAAGAGUUGGGUUAUGAUGACUUCCACCGUUACUUUGUCAAGAAGCUUGUUUCCAUGGCAAUGGACAGGCAUGACAAGGAGAAAGAGAUGGCGUCUGUGCUGCUAUCAUCUCUUUAUGGCAAUGUGAUCAGUUCAACUCAAAUCAGACUGGGCUUUGUGCUGCUGUUAGAGGCUGUUGAUGAUUUGGCUGUUGACAUACCUGAUGUGGUUGAUGUGCUCGCGCUUUUCAUUGCACGUGCAGUUGUUGAUGACAUUUUGCCACCUGCUUUCCUCAGCAAGGCAAAAGUGACUCUCUCAGAGUCCUCAAAGGGUUUGCAGGUUGUACAAAUUGCAGAGAAGAGCUACCUUUCAGCACCUCACCAUGCAGAGUUGAUUGAGCGACGAUGGGGUGGUUCAACUCACAUCACAGUAGAAGAGGUGAAGAAGAGGAUUGCUGAUCUUCUAAAGGAAUACAUCAGAAAUGGUGAUACAGCUGAGGCAUGUAGGUGCAUUAGAGAGUUGGCAGUGCCAUUUUUUCAUCACGAGGUGGUGAAGCGAGCUCUUACGCUUGGAAUGGAGAGCCCAGCUGCUGAAGCUCUUAUUGUCAAGCUUCUGAAGGAAGCAUCUGAAGAAUGUCUGAUAAGCUCUAGUCAGAUGAUGAAAGGAUUCUCUCGUGUUGCUGAGAGUCUUGAUGAUCUCAUUCUUGAUAUCCCAUCUGCAAAAUCUGAAUUUCAGCUGUUGGUAUCAAAAGCAACAUCUGAGGGAUGGCUAGAUUCUUCGUAUAUGAGUUCAGGUGCCAACGGAAGUGUUGAAGAUGAUGAACAUGAGAAGCUGGCAAGGUACAAGAGGGAGGCUGUAUCUAUAGUUCACGAGUACUUCCUUUCUGAUGAUACAGCAGAGGUUAUCCGUAGCCUCAAAGAGCUUGGUUAUCCAGAAUAUAACCCAAUUUUCAUCAAGAAGCUCAUAACAAUUGCUUUGGACCGCAAGAACAGAGAGAAAGAGAUGGCGUCGGUUCUUCUAUCCUCAUUGAGCAUGGAGCUAUUCUCUACUGAAGACAUCGUCAAGGGAUUCAUAAUGCUCCUUGAAUCUGCAGAGGACACCGCACUGGAUAUAUUGGAUGCCUCAGACGAGCUGGGACUGUUCCUAGCCAGAGCUGUGAUUGAUGAUGUUCUCGCGCCUCUAAACUUAGAUGAGAUCAGCAGCAAGCUUCCACCAAACUGCAGCGGGGCUGAAACGUUGAACAUGGCACGCUCACUUGCAUCAGCCCGCCAUGCAGGUGAGAGGCUUCUCAGAUGCUGGGGUGGUGGAACUGGAUGGGCUGUGGAGGAUGCCAAGGACAAGAUAACAAAGCUCCUGGAGGAAUACGAGAGUGGAGGCGAUGUAGGGGAAGCAUGCAACUGCAUCCGCGAGCUGGGAAUGUCUUUCUUCAACCAUGAAGUUGUCAAGAAGGCUCUCGUGAUGGCGAUGGAGAAGAAGAAUGAGAGGACCCUGAGCCUGUUGCAGGAGUGCUUCGGUGAAGGCAUCAUAACCAUCAACCAGAUGACCAAGGGGUUCUCAAGGGUCAGGGACGGGCUGGACGACCUGGCUCUCGACAUUCCUGAUGCCAGGGAGAAGUUCCUCUCCUACGUGGAGCGUGCCAAGAAGAGCGGAUGGCUCCUGCCCUCGUUCGGCAUUGCGGCUGUGGCUUGAACAGCUGGUUGGAGAAGUAUGAAGCUGAAGCAGAAGGCAGGGCGCAGGCCGUAGCGUCUCGCAACUGUGACCCAGUUCCCUUGCGUUUCUGUCCGUGUGUCGUUGCGCUUGUGCGUAGGUAGAGGAGCGAGCCCCUCCUGGUUGCGGUGGUGGUGGCUUGUGUGUCUAGGUGUCGCAUCUGACAUAUGCUCAUGCUGUUCUUGUUUCAUUCCAUUUUAACUCUCCAUAGAACCUUUUUUUACAUCAAGUGAAAACAAAGAGAAAAGACCGUGUUUGUAAAAAUUUUACCGUGCUCCUCCUGCA